Ylistrum balloti is the source of this 399-nucleotide messenger RNA. RefSeq names its product temptin-like. The record is from RefSeq and is a predicted model, not a curated record. The transcript is spliced from 3 exons. NCBI's taxonomy places the organism in Eukaryota, Metazoa, Mollusca, Bivalvia, Pectinida, Pectinidae. Bases 1 to 399 code for a protein of 132 amino acids.
AUGAAAAUAAUUAUUUUAGGAAUUUUUUUAUUUGUUGGCACAUGUGUUACAUUCCCAUCAUAUCGAGAUAGUAUUCCAAAUGGACACAAGGUGCCUAAUCCGUGUAAGGGAUCUUCUGGAUUGUGGGAGGGUGUUGGACACAAUAUACUUAUAGGCGGUGGACAGAGAAAUGUGUUCGGUAAGGAUUUUGCAGCUGCAAAAAUGAAGUGGACCGCUGAGUUAUGUAGAAAGGAUUCAGACUCUGAUGGAAGGACGAACGGACAGGAAUUAGGUGAUCCGAACUGUACAUGGACCAAGGGUGCAACGCCAUCUGGUAGUGCGACAGGACAUCCAGGUGUCUGUGAACCGAUGGACCUCGAGGCAUGUAAAUCCGUGAACACAGCGAUAGUUUGUUUGUAA